This is a messenger RNA of Cryphonectria parasitica EP155, 177 nucleotides long. RefSeq lists its product as uncharacterized. NCBI's taxonomy places the organism in Eukaryota, Fungi, Ascomycota, Sordariomycetes, Diaporthales, Cryphonectriaceae. The annotation marks the transcript as partial. The record is from RefSeq and is a predicted model, not a curated record. The transcript has a single exon.
CAGAGUAUUAAGAAUAUAUUCGAUUCUUUUGAAAGCUUCGAGAAAGCUCUCAAGAAAACCUUUAAUAAUUCCAAUAAAGAACAUAUUAUAGCUCAGCAGCUUAUAAACUUCAAGCAGAUUAAGUCAGCUUCUGCUUAUAUAGUUAGAUUCAAACAGCUCUUAGCAAGAUUUCUAUAA